Molecule: messenger RNA, 2010 nt
Organism: Eufriesea mexicana
Lineage: Eukaryota; Metazoa; Arthropoda; Insecta; Hymenoptera; Apidae
Product: disks large-associated protein 5-like
Exons: 4
Coding region: 1-2010 (669 amino acids)
Biological process (GO): signaling; regulation of mitotic cell cycle; centrosome localization
Cellular component (GO): spindle pole centrosome; cytoplasm; nucleus
Molecular function (GO): microtubule binding
Source: RefSeq, a predicted model, not a curated record
AUGGCUAGAAAAGGAUUAAUUAAUAAUCCAAAAACUUUAAAUAAUGAGCAAAGAAAUCAAAGGACACAUGGCCAAUCUUUUAUUUCCAACAAUUCCAAAGACAAAUUAUCAUGUAAUUUUUUAACUCCCAAGGUGAUUAUAGAAAAACUGUCACCUAUUAAAAUAAUGCCUUCAGUUUCAAAAAGACAAAGAAUUCACAAUAGAAUUUCUAAUUAUAAAAGUGGUACUAAUGAAAAACAGCAAUUACAAUAUGAUUCUUGUCUUAGUCAUUCCUUGAAUGGCAAAUCUAUAAAAGAUGCUGUCAUAGAAAGUUUGAAUAUUUCAGUUCAAGAAGACAAACUUAGUACACAAUAUUUUCAAUCUCUUUUAAAUAAAGAAACAAAUAGAUUAAAUAAAUUGUGUGAAAAAUGGAUGAAAAUUAAAACAGCACCUGGCAUUCCAAAAGAUGGGCAGUAUCAAAUAAACCAAGCUAUUGGAGAAGGAGAAAUGUUAGUUACAUGUGAAGAUUUGCAGGGAUUUUGGGAUAUGACAUAUAUGGAAGUAAAAAAUUGUGAUUCACGAUUUGAUAAAUUGGAGAAACUUUGUUCACAAGAUUGGAAAGAAGAGGAGUUGCCUAUAGCAGUUUCUAAAAAAAAGACUAUUGUUAGAAAGAAAGUUGUAUCUAAUAAAACAAGUUCUAUUAGAGCUUUCUUAGCAGAAAAAAAAAAGAAAAUUGCAGAGAAAAUAGGAAAUGAUGGUGAUACAAAUAAACUUCAAUCUAAUAUAAAUCAAGUAGUAAAUAAUAGAUCAAAAAAUGACAGAAGCCACAGUCCAAAGCGUAAAACAAAAUCUAUGAUCAUUGGUCCUAGUGAAAAUAAAACUACACAUAUGCAACGUGAUAAAAGAUUAAGUUUAAUUCAAAAGAAACAAUUAUCCGAAAGAUCAAAAAAAAUAGAUAGUCCAUUAACAUUAAUGAAAAUAAGUCAAAUGUCUAAAACACCAAGAGUUCAAUUAUAUAAUUUUAAAUCCUAUGUUAAGUCUAAUCAAACACCAGGAAAGAGUAUAUUGAAAAAAAGUACAAUAUCCACUAAAGUACAAUAUCCAGAGGUUAAAAAUGAAGUUAAUUUUGAUGAUCAUAUAAUUUUAAAUGAAGUGUCAAUUGAUGAAAAGACUCAAACAAAAAAGGAUUUAGAUGUAGUAAUAUCAAAAGCUAAUAGUUCUGAUGCAGAUUCCUUUGGUAAAGUAUCAGUUAAUGUGAAAAAGAAACUUGCCUUUGAAGAUAAUAGUUUUGAAAAACCAAUAUUUAAUAUGGAACAAAACGAGGUAAAGGAAAGUCCUACAAAUAAAAAGAUUUAUAAAUUACCAUAUAUAUGCAUACAACCAGUAAUACCAUUACAGGAAUCAAAUGAAAAUCUUAUUAUACCACGUAGGAGUACUAGGAGACAAAAUAUUGAUUAUGAAUAUACUCAGACGAUAAAUCAAAUUUCACCAUUGAACACAAAUAUUUCCAUGUUAUUUGAAGAAACUACAAAUGACAUAGAUUUAAGUGUAUCGGAAAAAGAAAUACAAAAAAACGUUUCUGUAACUGGAAAGGAAAAAAUAGACGAAUAUAAUAACAGCAUAAGAGUUUUGAGAAAUAGAACUAUUACUUCAAUGGAUACUCCUAUAAAUAAAAGAAGAUCUAGAAAAAAGUCCAUCAAUAUACAAGAUGUAAAGGAUAAAGAAAAUAAAACUCCUUUAUCGAGAAGAAGAACAAUGAAUGCUUUUCAAGAUAAUGUUGAUGAUAAUGAAAGGAUGGAUACAGGUAGUUAUGAUGAUAUUACAUAUUUUGAGAAAGAUAGGAGAAGAAGAUCAACUAGAUGUAUAAAAUUUUCAGUAAAAGAAUGCUCUGUCUGUAAUCCAAAUAAACCGGUCCUACCUGUAACUCCCUAUGUUAGAAGAAGUAAAGCACAUUCGAACAACAAAAAAGAGAGUAAUACAUAUACAGAAGACUGUGUUUCUUUGAAAGUGCAAGAGAAGUCUUUGGAAUAA